Molecule: messenger RNA, 1566 nt
Organism: Colletotrichum higginsianum IMI 349063
Lineage: Eukaryota; Fungi; Ascomycota; Sordariomycetes; Glomerellales; Glomerellaceae
Product: Integral membrane protein
Exons: 6
Coding region: 1-1566 (521 amino acids)
Source: RefSeq, a predicted model, not a curated record
AUGGUCGCAGUCGGACGGGUGACGGCCUAUGAGCUAGGUCCUCCGCCGGGGCUGGAUGUCACCGCCGUUCUCUUGGCGAUGCCCACAUGCGCUAAGCGACCUGUUCGACAGGCGCCGACAGUUGCUACCGAACUGGCUGCUGCGAACUGCUCGCUGACUGACAUCAAUCUUUUUGCGGAUUGCCUGUGCACAAACAUCACCCUACAGUCGAGGAUGUCGACGAGCGUCCAGACGUCCUGCAAGUUCGGGGAUCAACUUAGUAAGCGCCUGAUCCCCCUAUCCCCUCUUCUUACCUCGGCUGAGGGGACAUUUGCUGAUAGUGUCUUAGAGGUUGUCGAGCUCGAGACGGCAUUGUGCGCCGCGUAUCCGAAGGAGAGCCGCGUCAACGAGAUCAGAAUAGCGUCUAUCGUGGGCCUUGCUUUGACUCUGCCAAUUGUACUGGGACGAUGCGUUUGCCGGUACCAAAUGACCAACAACCUAUGGUGGGAUGAUUGGAUGACCAUAAUCGCCACGGUCGAUCCUGGAAACGAACCGGCCUUGCUGCAGGUAUGGUCAUCUCCGCCUGUGCAAGCGCAAUACCAUGAUGUUGCGAAUAUUAACACCGUGUUCGCCAAGGUGGCCAUCGUGAUGCUCUACCUUCGGGUGUUCACCACGCCGUGGUUUAAGUGGGCAUGCUGGGCCUUUGUCGCCUUCAUGUUUGGCCACGGCGCCAUCUUUUCUCUUUUAAUCGUCUUCCAGUGUAUUCCCGUCGCCGCAGUUUGGGACAGAUUCCUUUCCAGUAGAUGCUUGAACGUCAACGCCGUGGGAUGGGCGGGGGCUGUCCUGUCGAUCAUUGAGGACAUUGUGCUAAUGAUAUUGCCCAUUCCGGAACUCAUGAAACUUCAGAUUACCGGAAGAAAGCGGACCGGUGUCGGCAUCAUGUUUUCCAUUGCCUCGUUCGCCACCGUCACGAGUAUGAUACGGCUGAAGUAUCUCGUGCAAUUCAGCAAUACAUAUGACACUACCUGGGACAAUGUGGACAUUGUGGUUUGGUCCAUAAUCGAGGAGAUGUGCGCCAUCAUCUGCGGAAGUCUGCCGCCUCUGCGCCCCUGGUUCAGCCCGUUUAUCCCAAGCAUACGCGUCACAUGGAAAUCUACCAAGUUUAGCAAGAACAACUCCAGGAGUACCUCGAACACCGCCAGGGAUUCCACGCUGCGCAGCGCUUCGAAAGGUGCGCCUGGCCAAGACAGCAGGUCAGCGCAUCUGGAUUAUGACCCAGACUCAAAGGACUUUUCGUAUCCCUUGUCUUCACUGUCUCAGUUUCAUCAGUCGCCCGGGAAAGCAGGCGGGUAUCCGCGCGUUGCGUCGUCUCGAGAUAUCGAGACUGCAAGCUUUCCGGAUGGCGUAGCCGAGAAGUCAAGCACUGGUAACAGCAGCGGCAGCGAAACCAAUCUGGUCAUCCAGGGCAAUAAUGACGUCUCCGUCACAUUUGACGUCGAUGUGGUCAGGGAGUCCCGCAGCAAGCUGCCUGGUGGUAAUUUGGGGCGAACAGUGUCGGUUAUCAGUGCCGGACAUCAACCGCGCUAA